This is a messenger RNA of Macrosiphum euphorbiae (potato aphid), 528 nucleotides long. The record is from the annotation of a GenBank genome assembly. NCBI's taxonomy places the organism in Eukaryota, Metazoa, Arthropoda, Insecta, Hemiptera, Aphididae.
AUGCGAUCUAAUACAAGCUGUAAAAAUACGGUAUAUAAUAUUUUAUAUGGAACAGAACCUUACACAAAAUCUUUAGAAUAUGGAAGAAAUAUGGAGGCAAACGCUCGUCAAAAAUUUGAAAAAAUUACUACUAAAAAAGUGAUUGAAUGUGGCUUAGUUAUUGAUCCUGAAAUUCCAUUCCUAGCAGCAAGUCAAGAUAGGUUGAUUGGAAAAGACGCUUUGAUUGAAAUCAAGUGUCCAUAUUCAGCCCAGAAUACAGAAAAUGCAAUCGAUGCCAUAAAUAAUAAACAGUUGAAAUACUGCAAAGUUGUAGACAACAAAUAUAUACAAAAAAAAUGGAUUAAUAUCGAAAAAAUCGAAUAUGAUAAUAACUUUUGGAUGGAUAAAAUGGAGAAACAAUUGAAAAUGUUUUAUUUGGAAUGUUUGUUGCCGGAAAUAAUCAAUUCUCAAUUUCCGAAACGUAUGUUAAAAUCAGAUAUACUAGAACCAGACCGAAUAUUGGAGAAAAUUAAAAUAAAAAAAAAAUAA